Molecule: messenger RNA, 944 nt
Organism: Cloeon dipterum
Lineage: Eukaryota; Metazoa; Arthropoda; Insecta; Ephemeroptera; Baetidae
Product: acylpyruvase FAHD1, mitochondrial
Exons: 4
Coding region: 157-813 (218 amino acids)
Cellular component (GO): mitochondrion
Molecular function (GO): acetylpyruvate hydrolase activity
Source: RefSeq, a predicted model, not a curated record
UUGGGACGUCACUCUGCCACCAACCUUGACGGCGGUGACCUUUAGCACUAAAACAAGUUUGGACGAGCCUCUUUUCUGUUAUCUCCCACACGGUGGCCCACUGGAAUUGUGCAGUAGAAAGUAGAGAUUUAAAUUGGUCCAAUAAGUUGGGUAGCGAUGGAGGUAGCGCAGUUGGCACGUUUUAUGAACAUUGGAAGAAAAAUUGUCGGGGUGGGUCUCAACUACAGAUCCCUGUUGCUCGAGAGAAAUUUACAAGCGCCUGACAACCCAAUAAUAUUCCUGAAGCCGACUUCUUCAUACAUUGCUGAAGGUCAAACUAUAGAGAUCCCGGAUGAUUUUGUUGUAAACCAAGAAACUGAACUUGGCGUCGUCGUGGGAAAAACUUGCCGAAAUGUCACUGAGGACGAAGCGAAAAAAGCUAUCGGCGGCUACUGUCUCGCCCUUGACAUGACUGAAGUUAAACAUCUGACUGCUUGGAGGCAGCUGGGCAUGCCAUGGAGUUUGAGCAAAGGAUUCGACACAUCAUGCCCUGUGAGCCGAUUCGUGACACCUGAGGAGCUGCCUGAUCCCGACAAUGUAGACCUCUGGUGCAAAAUCAACGGGAAGAUGUGCCAGAAGGGAAACACUUCCGACAUGCUUUUCGCAGUGCCCACGAUCAUAAGCUACGUCAGCAAAAUGAUGACCCUUGAGCCCGGUGACCUCAUCCUGACCGGGUCACCACCAGGAAUGGUCAACAUCAAGGCUGGCGACGUCAUUGAGGCAGGUCUCGGCGAGAUUUUAUCAAUGAAGUUCCCAGUCGAAGAUAGGAAAUGAUUGUUGCCAUGGAUAUAUUAUUUCUUUGUUAUUGAUUUUGAAAAUAUUUUUAUACAUUUUAUGGAAUAAAAUCAAGAGCUUGCCAUUAUAUAUUUCUAGUGAUCUUCAAAUAAAAUUUUGUUGGUGGAUGA